AUGGGAUUCCAACGUUUUACUACGUGCUUUUUGUUAGCACUUUGCAUACUAAGCCAAGGUUUGGCAAAGGGUGCUCUUGGUUUUGCUUGCAACUGGGGAACGCGUUUAACGCAUCCCCUUCCACCCCAAAUAGUUGUGAAACUCAUGAAGGACAAUGGAUUCAACAAAGUGAAGCUUUUCGAAGCUGAUCCUGCAGCACUGAAGGCUCUUGGGAAUUCUGGCAUUCAGGUCAUGGUUGGAAUACCCAAUGACCUCUUAGAAUCCCUUGCUAGAAAUGUCAAUGCUGCAAUCGCAUGGGUGAACCAAAAUGUAUCCACUUACAUAUCCAAAUCAGGGGUUGAUAUAAGGUAUGUUGCUGUGGGUAAUGAAGCUUUUCUCAAAACAUACAACGGUCGAUUUGUGAACUCCACGUUUCCAGCCAUUCAAAACAUUCAAGCAGCCCUUAUAAAAGCUGGUUUAGGCAGGCAAGUGAAGGUGACUACCCCUCUAAACGCAGAUGUGUAUCAAAGUGAUACUGAUCUUCCAUCAGGUGGAAAUUUCAGGCCUGACAUUCAAGACCAAAUGGUCUCCAUAAUCAAGUUUCUCAGCCAAAAUGGUGGUCCUCUUACCUUUAACAUCUACCCAUUCCUCAGCCUUGAUGCUGAUCCCAACUUCCCAAAAGAGUUUGCCUUCUUUGAUGGCUCUGCUGCCCCUGUUGUUGAUGGUUCCAUAUCUUACACCAAUGUCUUAGAUGCCAACUUUGACACCCUCAUUUCAGCUCUUGAAAAGAAUGGUUUUGGUUCAAUGCCUGUCAUAAUUGGAGAGGUUGGAUGGCCAACAGAUGGAACGGCCAAUGCCAACAUAAAGAAUGCUCAGAGGUUCUAUCAAGGCCUUAUUAACCGCAUAGUGAAAAGGCAAGGAACUCCCAAGAGACCUAACCCACCAGAAAUCUACAUGUUUGCACUCACAGAUGAGGAUGCCAAGAGCAUUGAACCAGGCCCUUUUGAGAGGCACUGGGGUAUCUUCAACUUCGAUGGAUCCAUUAAAUACCCUUUGAAGCUUGGUGGUGGAAAAUCUUUAGUUCCUGCAAAAGGGGUCAAGUAUUUGCCAAAGCAAUGGUGUGUGAUGUCAGCUCAAGCAAAUGUUUUAGACCCUGGUUUGGCUGACAGUAUGAGCAAAGCUUGCACAUACGCUGAUUGCACUAGUCUUUCUCCUGGGUCAUCUUGCAGCGGUUUAGACAAAAAGGCAAAUGCUUCAUAUGCAUUUAAUAUGUAUUAUCAGACCAUGGAUCAGCGCAAAGAUGCAUGCCAAUUCAAUGGUCUAUCAGUCAUCACUAACAUUGAUCCUUCACCUCCUCAAAGCACUUGCCAAUUUAAGAUCAUGAUCGAUCUGGGGAAGCAUGAAACUAAGUCCACUGCAACAAAAAGGGAAAUACACUCAAUGGUCAUGCUGGUAUCAAGUUUCAUGCUCACUAUCAUGUUAUCUCUAUUAUAUAUUUAA
Gastrolobium bilobum is the source of this 1479-nucleotide messenger RNA. Its product is annotated as glucan endo-1,3-beta-glucosidase 5. Gene Ontology annotation, cellular component: plasma membrane. The record is from RefSeq and is a predicted model, not a curated record. Gene Ontology annotation, molecular function: hydrolase activity, hydrolyzing O-glycosyl compounds. NCBI's taxonomy places the organism in Eukaryota, Viridiplantae, Streptophyta, Magnoliopsida, Fabales, Fabaceae. The transcript has 2 exons. Gene Ontology annotation, biological process: carbohydrate metabolic process. The coding region runs from base 1 to 1479 and encodes 492 amino acids.